Molecule: messenger RNA, 1813 nt
Organism: Cuscuta campestris
Lineage: Eukaryota; Viridiplantae; Streptophyta; Magnoliopsida; Solanales; Convolvulaceae
Source: the annotation of a GenBank genome assembly
AUGAAUGGAUGGGUAUGAAGUUUAACUGAGAAUUUAAAUCCAACCCUUUGAUAUUAAGAAUACUGCAGAAAAUUCUCCAACCCUAAACCGACCGUGUAGACUGUAGACCGGCAAAACCUCGCCGACAAAUCAACUGCAAUUUCGCUCUAUUUCUCUAUCUCUCUCCAGGAGGUCAAACCCGGGGAUAUCUGCGGCAGAAGGAAAUGGAGGGCGAAGAUGCGAACCAGCAGCAGCAGCAGCAACAACAACAACAACAACAGUGGAUGGCGGCGAUGCAGCAGCAAUAUCAGUAUCAGCAGCAGCAGUAUCAGCAACAGCAGCAAUGGAUGUCGAUGCAGUAUCCCGCAGCCGCAAUGGCGAUGCAGUACGGGCAGCAAUACGCGUCGUACUACCAGCAGCCACAGCAGCACUAUCAACAGCCCCAGCAGCAGCAGCAGCAGAAGCAGUCUUCGCAAAAUCACACCUCCGGCGAAGAUAACCGCACGAUCUGGGUUGGAGACCUCCAGCCGUGGAUGGACGAAGCUUAUCUUAAUUCGUGCUUUGCUCAAUCGGGAGAAGUUAUUAGAAACAAGCAAACUGGAAAUCCUGAGGGAUAUGGAUUUGUUGAGUUCAAUAGCCACACUGCAGCUGAGAAUGUCUUGCGGUGCUACAAUGGCACCAUGAUGCCGAAUGUUCAACAACCCUUUCACUUAAAUUGGGCAGGAUUGGGAACUGGGGAGAAGAGGGCUGCAGAUCCUGCAGGCUCUGAUCUAUCGAUAUUUGUUGGGGAUUUAGGCCAUGAUGUCACGGAUUCCCUGUUGUGUGAAACUUUUUCUAGUAGAUAUUCCUCUGUUAAAAGUGCGAAGGUAGUAUUUGAUACGAGUACUGGGCGUUCAAAAGGAUACGGCUUUGUUAGGUUCGGUGAUGAGAAUGAGAGGUCGCGCGCCAUGACUGAAAUGAAUGGUGCGUAUUGCUGUAACAGACCUAUGAGAAUUGGGGUAGCAACCCCCAAGAAACCUUCUACACCACAACAAUUUUCUUCACAAGCUGUGGUUUUGGCUGGUGGAUAUGCUUCAAAUGGUGCUAUAGCCCAAGCUAACCAGUCUGAUAAUGAUUUAUCCAACACAACAAUAUUUGUUGGAGGAAUUGAUUCUGAUGUUACCGAAGAAGACCUACACCGGGCAUUUUGCCCGAUUGGUAAUAUUACCUCAGUCAAAAUACCUGUUGGGAAGCGAUGUGGUUUUGUACAAUUUGAAAGCAGGAGCUCUGCGGAAAAUGCAAUACAGAAACUAAAUGGAUCAGUCAUUGGCAAUUACACAGUUCGUCUUUCCUGGGGUCGAACUCCUGCAAACAAGCAGCAGGCAAGAGCUGAAGCUGAUGGUCAAUGGAGUGGGGAUUAUUCCGGAAGGCAAAGUUAUGCUGGAUAUGGACACACUAUGCCAAACAAUCAUGAUCAGACUAUGUAUGCUGCCAGGGGAUAUGGAGGAGGAUCUGCAAAUGGGUACGGCAAUCACCACCAGCCCUUGAACUGAACAUUACUAACCGGUACUAUGGACUACUAUCUCAGCAAAAACAUCAACUUAAAGACAUUGUUUUUCCAUUCUUCACUUCCAGUUGAGAUUUUUGAGAGUUUGCCAUAUCAUAUAUAGAGUAUCUUCUAACUGGAUUUAUUUGCAUUAACCCUGCUAGCAUGGUUCUGCUUACUUUAAAUGUACACUUCUUUGACAUUUGGUUCUUUAUGCAACACGUGGUGUGGUAAACUGAUAAUCUCUAGUGUCCUGGCAUUAUUAUUUCUAUAGCGGAAACUUAUCUAGAAUUAAUUACUCCUAAAUGA